Messenger RNA from Scheffersomyces stipitis CBS 6054, 1206 nucleotides. RefSeq names its product M20 family metallopeptidase. The record is from RefSeq and is a predicted model, not a curated record. NCBI's taxonomy places the organism in Eukaryota, Fungi, Ascomycota, Pichiomycetes, Serinales, Debaryomycetaceae. Gene Ontology annotation, molecular function: hydrolase activity. The transcript has 2 exons. The coding region runs from base 1 to 1206 and encodes 401 amino acids.
AUGGCUCUUUGUAAUUUAACUAUGGCACCUCAGUCCGGCCCUGAUCAAAAAUGUGGGGGCUUUCACAUGACUAGCCUCGCUUAUGUCGCCAUAUCAUUCUCCUUAGACCAGCAAAUCCCCCAGAUCCAGACUACCGAAUUCGAGGGCCUAGAAGACGUCCAUGUCAAUGGCUUGUCGUUGCUCUCAUUCCAUAAACAGCUAGUGGAAAUCGACCUGACUUCUAAUCACGAGCAUACAGCCUCGCUCUACUUGAAGCAGUUCCUCGAGAACGCUGGUCUCACUGUGGAACUCCAGCCUAUCCAUGACAACUACGAGAUCAGGUACAAUGUCUACGCCUACUAUGGAAAAACAAGGGAUACCAAGGUUGUGGUGACGUCUCAUUUUGAUACCGUUCCUCCCUACAUUCCUUACUCCAUUAAUGGCACCAAGAUCUUUGGCAGAGGCACAUCUGAUGCCAAAGGCUCUGUAGCUUCGCAGACUUUCGCAUUCCUUUCGCUUCUUGAAAACAACGAAAUCAAGGAAGGAGAUGUCUCGCUUCUCUUUGUAGUCGGCGAAGAAGUCUCGGGAACAGGAAUGCUUGAGGCUAACAACUUGGGUGCAAAAUGGGACAUUGCUAUAUUUGGUGAACCAACAGAAUUGAAACUUGGAGUCGGCCAUAAGGGUGCUGUAGUGUUCACUCUUGAUGUCGAGGGACAUGCCUCUCACAGUGGAUAUCCCCAAUUGGGCAUUUCUGCUGGUGAAAUCAUCAUUCCUGUCUUAAACAAAUUGAUAAACUCCGAGUGGCCCGUAGACGAUAAGUUAGGACCAUCCACUCUCAAUAUUGGUAGGUUCGAAGGAGGUGUAGCGGCCAACGUGAUCCCAGCACACGCUUCAGCUCAGGCUCUAAUUCGUGUUUCUGGUCAAUUAGACAGAGUCAUCGAGCUCAUUGAAGAAGCUGCUGCUGAUAUUGACCAUUUGACUUUAAAUAUUAGAAGCAAAGCUGAACCAGUCUACUUGGACUACGAAGUGCCGGGCUUUGAGUCAAUCGUGUUAGCCUAUUUCACAGACGUGCCCAACUUGAAGCUCCCAUUGAAGUCUCGCUACUUGUACGGUCCUGGAACUAUUCUCGUUGCUCAUGGAGACGACGAAUAUGUAGAGAAUCUGGAUUUGGUAGAAGCUGUAGAUGGCUACAAGAGAUUAGUUGCCCAUGCUCUUUCCGAAUUGUAA